AAAAUCCUUCUCCUUGGCCUGCUUCUUUCUCCCGUCGCUGUCCUUUUUCUCUCCAAGUCUUCGCUGCUCCAUGACGACAAGUCGACAAUGACUCGACUCACACAGUCAUACCAACACAAACUUCCUAGUACUCAACUUUAGCCCUCCUCCUCCAACACAACUAGAUCCACCGUCCCUAGUUCGAACCCCUCCUCGAUAUACUAUGAUACGGCGUCGUCUCAGCCAGCACCUCCACCCUCAACCCCAUGUGCAAGACCAAAAAGAGCACGCAGGCGAUUGAGCCCCGGAGCCCCCUCAAGCCACGACCCUCCAAGUCCUUCUCCUCCGACCCUUUAUCCGGCAACUGCAGCACCACCGGCGGCAACAACUCCAGCUACGGCAACUUCUCCAAAUCCUCCACCUCCUCCUCCGUCGCCUCCCUCAAGUCCCUCAGGUCCUCCCUCCCCGAAAACCCCGUGAUCUAUGAUACCUCGGAGAUCUCCUCCUCCACCAACAACUUCCUCAACCACCGCCUCUCCUCCUCCACAGCCUCCUCCUCCUGGCGCUGCACCCUCCGCGGCAAAGACGCCGUCGUUUUCCAACGCAAGUCCCGAACCCCGAUCGACCUCCCGGACCUCCAGCAGAGCCUCUCCCUCAUCUCCCGCAGCCACCACAGCAGCCUCAUCAAGCUCCUCGGCGCGUCGCUGUCCGGCAGCUACGUCUACCUCGUCUACGAGUUCGUCGCCGGCGCCAGCCUCGCCGACUGCCUCCGCAACCCUAACAACCCGAGCUACACAGUCCUCUCCACCUGGCUCUCGCGGCUGCAGAUCGCCACCGACCUAGCUCACGGCCUGGACUACAUCCACCGCUGCUCAGGCCUCGGCUCCGGCUUGGUCCACAACCACAUCAAGAGCUCGAGUAUCAUUGUUACAGAAGCAACCCUGAACGCCAAGAUCUGCCACUUUGGCACGGCCGAGCUCUGCGGAGAGAGCCGGGCGAGGUCGAAGAAGGUAGAGGGAACAAGAGGCUACAUGGCGCCGGAGUUUCAAGUGAGCGGGGUCGUCACCCAAAAAUGCGAUGUGUAUGCUUUUGGGGUUGUGAUUCUGGAGCUGGUCUCCGGGGAGGAGCCGUUGAAGUAUAAGAUGGAGGUGGAAGACGGCGGGUAUAAGAGAGUGAGUGUUAUAGAGACGGCGAGAGAAGCGGUGAAAAGUGUUGGUGGAGUGAGGAGGUGGGUGGAUAGGAGGUUGAAGGACUCGUUUCCGAUGGAGGUGGCGGAGAAGAUGGUGCAGGUGGCGCUGGAGUGUGUGGAGGAUGACCCGGAAAGGAGGCCGGAUAUGGGUCGGGUUGCGGGUUUGGUUUCCAAGUUGUUUUUGGAGUCGCAGAAAUGGGCGGAGAAUAUUGGCUUGCCCACUGACAUCUCUGUUUCAUUGGCUGCCAGGUGAUUCAUUAGUCAUUACUUCAUUCAUUCAAUUUGAGGUUCCAUUUUGUUUUUGCUUUGGGGUUUCAAUUUUCGAGGUGGAUUCACAUUCUUGUGUUUAGAGUUGUAUAUGCUUUACAUAGAAAUUGAUUCAUUUUU
Molecule: messenger RNA, 1555 nt
Organism: Rosa chinensis
Lineage: Eukaryota; Viridiplantae; Streptophyta; Magnoliopsida; Rosales; Rosaceae
Product: lysM domain receptor-like kinase 3
Exons: 1
Coding region: 246-1421 (391 amino acids)
Biological process (GO): protein phosphorylation
Molecular function (GO): protein kinase activity; ATP binding
Source: RefSeq, a predicted model, not a curated record